UGCGCCAGAGAAACAAGAUGGCGGAGAGUGCGGAAUUGAAGCAAAUGGUGAUGAGCCUGCGUGUCUCUGAACUGCAAGUACUACUAGGAUACGCUGGUCGCAAUAAGCACGGGAGAAAGCACGAACUAUUGACCAAAGCACUCCACUUGCUGAAGGCUGGCUGCAGCCCUGCUGUACAGAUGAAGAUUAAGGAGCUUUACCGCCGCCGCUUUCCCACAAAAAUGGUGUCCCCGACAGACCUCUCUCUGCCUGGGGUCCACUCCACAACAGGUGUAGCGUCUGCAGGUUUGCCCGCCAGCCUCACCCAACUCGCCUUCGACAGCCACGGCGCACCUUCGCCUCUGCUGCCUGUCUCUCUCCUGGGGCCCAAGCACGAGCUGGGCCUUCCACACCUUCCUUCCGCCCUGCAUCCGGUCCAUCCAGAUGUUAAGCUUCAGAGGCUUCCUUUCUACGACGUGCUGGAUGAACUGAUCAAACCCACCAGCCUGGCCUCAGACAACAAUCAGAGGUUUCAGGAAACAUGCUUUGCAUUUGCAUUGACGCCACAGCAAGUCCAACAGAUCAGCAGCUCAAUGGACAUCUCUGGGACCAAAUGUGACUUUUCAGUACAAGUUCAAUUAAGGUUUUGCUUAUCAGAGACGAGUUGUCCUCAGGAAGAUCAUUUCCCACCAAACCUCUGUGUGAAAGUGAAUGGAAAGCCUUGUAACCUCCCCGGCUAUCUUCCUCCAACUAAAAACGGAGUAGAGCCAAAACGACCAAGCAGACCCAUCAACAUUACCUCUCUGGUCCGUUUAUCCACAACAGUCCCCAACACUAUUGUGGUGUCCUGGACAUCAGAAAUCGGCAGGAGUUAUUCCAUGGCAGUGUACCUCGUCCGACAGCAGUCCUCUUCAGUAUUGCUACAGAGACUACGGUCAAAAGGCAUCAGGAACCCAGACCACUCAAGAGCACUUAUCAAAGAGAAGUUGACGGCUGACCCUGACAGUGAGAUUGCUACCACUAGUCUGAGAGUCUCCCUUCUCUGUCCGCUGGGGAAGAUGCGGCUGAUGGUUCCAUGUCGAGCGCUGACCUGCUCUCACCUGCAAUGCUUUGACGCUACACUUUACAUCCAAAUGAAUGAGAAAAAACCCACAUGGGUGUGUCCAGUCUGUGACAAGAAGGCCCCAUAUGAACACCUCAUCAUUGACGGGUUGUUCAUGGAGAUCUUAAACAGCUGUGUAGACUGUGAUGAAAUCCAGUUUAAGGAAGAUGGUAGCUGGGCUCCUAUGAUAUCAAAAAAACUGGUGCAGGAGGUGUCUGCUUCCUCCAACGGCUUAGAGGGUUCGUGUCGACCAGUGCCAUCUGAGCACAGAAAUAGUUCAUCCCACAUCAGUAGCAACAAUAAAAAAGUGGAGGUGAUUGACCUUACUCUGGACAGCUCCUCAGAUGAUGAUAAUGACGAAGAGCCUCCUCCUAAACGAGCCUGUCCAUCUCUUUCUCCAACAUCACCACCAGUCACUAAAGGGGUAUUGAAUCUUCAUCAUCAGGCUUCGCCAGUGUCGCGCGCUCCGAGCAUGCCACCAGUGGAAACAAACUACAUUCCCCCGCCGCCUCCUCUCAUUCAGGACUACCGCCACUAUUAUCACACGCCCAGCGACCUGUCAGAUCUGAAUUUCUUUUCAUUUUUACCAGGGGAAAAUCCGCAUUAUAACAUGGUAAUGGCAGCAGCAGCUGCAGCAUCUGCCUCUGCAUCAGCGUCCGAAGAUCAUGAACUCCUCCGCUUCUUGCCCUAUAACUCCUCACAGCUGUACCUGGAGCAAGCAGGCACUGUACCAAGCAGUUCACUGGUACCACCCAACGGCAGUGCGGGCAGCAGUAGCAGCCUGCGGGACAGUCAUGGACACAGCAGUGUGUCACGCUCACGGUCAGACACUGCCGCCUCAGUCAUAUACGGCUCUAUCCCAGACGUCAUCUCACUCGACUGAGCAUAUUGGCACAGCAAUCCAAAGCCUCUCAGCACCACCCAUGGGAGAUAAAAAGCCUGGUGCGCUUCAGGAGGAUUUAGAGAUAAAUAAGGCAGAAGGCAAAGAGGGUGGGGGGAAAAAAGAGGACAAAUACCUUUGUAAAAAAAGAGGAAGAAGAAAAAGAAAACGCUGUACAGAGAAGAAAUAUCUAUUUUCAGUUUUACUUUUGUAUAUAAACUAUAGGACGCUGCCUGCCCAGUGAGUGACUUCAGUUCAUAUUUUUUGUGUGAAUACUGAAGGUGUUUUUUCACUUCUCCAUGUGCUGUCCCUUGACUUAAACUUAUUCUGUAUCUUUUAUACUAUUUUUGCUAUUUUAUUUCACCUCAAACACUUAUUUGAGUCCCAGUCAAUUUCACUUGUUUUGAGGGGUCAGUAUGUUAUUUAAUGACACUUUGUUGUGCAGGUAAUUUAUGAUGCUUUUAAGUUAUGUAGUUUGUAUGCUGUAUAAAAGCAUUUCCAGAUGCCAUUACAGGAUCUAGCCAUGAGGCACGCUCAGAACGGCAGACAUCUCUUAUUCCUGCUUUGCAUUUACCUCCAUCUAGCUUUCAAUAAACUAUGUGAAAGAGUUUUUUUUUUUUUUUCAGAUAUUUAUGCAGAGCUCAUGUUGCACACAUCUCCCAACUCAUGAACUCAUGCUUAUUCUUAUGCUAAUUAUUUGAGGCUAAGUAUUUUUGCUUUUGAGCAAUUUAUUACCUGGGGAGAAUUGUAAUUGAAGGUUUGGUACUACAGUGUGAUAAAUUUAUGAAGUGACUCAGUUAACCUAAGAAGUAUAUUUAGACGUCAUGUAGCUGCAGAACAUUGUUCAUGGUGUGCCAUCGAGCUUGUGUUUAAAUUACAAAUUUUCUGUUAAAGCGGAAGAUUAAGUUUUAAUGGUCUGUUCACAUUCGAUUAAAUUAGAUCUUAAUCUAAAUCAUCAUGAGCCAGACACUGGGAAACAAAAACGUUGCUAAAGAUUCUAUUGAUUGGAAUGAAAAUAAAAGAAAAAAAGCUGUGUUACAGUGGUCUGAGUUUAAGAGCAAUGAGACAGGUACCAGGAAGUGGUUAAAACAGCGCAUUCUGUACCUGCUGUUUCCUGUAUUAAAAGCUGUGUCAUGUGCUACUCUUCUACAACGUCAAGUUUUCAGGACUGUGAUGAUCAUCUCUUUGAAGGGAUAGAUUGACAUUUUGACAAUUAAUAUAUUUUGUUACUUAUAGUGAUGAAAUCUGUAUCAUCAAUAUAUCUAUAUAUACUUUGACGAUCGGGUCAUAAUAGCUUGAGAGGAAAUUUACAGAUAUUUUUUUUAGCCAAUAGAAAAACACUGAUCUUUAUUGAUAGUUGGAUGUAUGGUCUACAUGUACAUACAUAAGAACUUGAUCUUUGGACCUAUUUUCAACCAAAUCAACUUUUUCAAAGUGUGGUGCACACUUUAAAAAAAAAAUUUUUUAUUAUUGGCUUGGCAUUUUCUUUUUUAGACCGUUGUUGUAAAAGUGUUGUGCCUUGUUAUAUGGCUGGUCCUAUAGAUCUUCCUUUGGCAUGCAGAAACCUAAAAAUACGUUUCUGCUUACUGGCAUUCACCUUUUUUCUUCAUGUAGAAACAAGGUUUUAAUGGCCAGAAUGCUUAACUAUCAUUUUAAGUGACCUUUGAGUUUUAUUUAAAUGUUUGUUUUUUUCCUGGUGAGAUCACAGCCACAUCAUCUUUACCACCCUCUCUCCUCACUCUUGUUUAAAAAAAAAAAACAAAAAAAACUGAAUUUAUUUAUUUUUAAUCUAUAUAUAUUUUAGUAUUUGUUUGACAAUUAUCUUUACUGUUAUCGUACAUUUAUUUCAACAUUAAUUAUUUAAAAAGCCCUUGUCACAUGCUUUGCAUUGUAGCAAGCAUCUUAUUUGUCCUUGUGUUCAUUGUUCUGUUGUAUUAAUUUAUGUCUUUUCUGUUUAUUAAUUCUGUCUCCAGAAUUUAUAUGGUGUUGUCAGAUUUGACUAUUUCACUGCAAUUAAACACUUAAACAAUGAAAGCCAGCUGAGUGUGGGCAAACUCUGGCUCAAUUGUUAAAACCCCUUAAGAAAUGAUUUAUGAGGCUUACCGUAUGAUUUGUUUAGCCACUGACUCAUUAUGCACAGCCACUACUACCUGUAUAAAUGUAGACUUUUAUCAGAGUGUAGACAUUGAUUGUAGACACCAUCUACUGUUUCAUACAGGCCAACAUUUAUACAUGUAGUACGUCCUAAUUAUACUCAUUAAAUAAACAAAUGAGGGACCAUGACGAUCUUGUUUUUCACAAGAGAAGGUCUGCACUGGAAACUUAAUUUUGAUGAGGAAUUAGAUUACACUGAACUUAAGCCAUGAAAAUGAAGUAGUCCGUAUCUAGAUUCAGGUAGAAGCACUGUUUUGUUUUGCUUUUUGUUUUCCUAAAGAUCUGGCACACGGUGCCGUGCUCGACUGACAUUUCAACCAUUUCCAGGUUUCCAGACAGAAUCCUACCACUAGAAAAGCAACGUAGCCCAUUUUAGCUGUUCUGCUCUGUUUAUGGAUCCACAUUCGGGAAAGGGCAGUUUCUGGUUUAUUGCCCUCAAUAAAUAAAAGCACAAACCACUAAAGAAAUGUGUACCACCCAUUAAAGUAAUGGACUUCAUCCAAACCACACAACGGAAAUCAGCACAGCAGGGGAAUCCAUCAGGAUUGAGGAGGUCGUUUUAGUUCCUCCAGGCCAGUGAACGAGUGCUGUGUUUUCAUGGGCCGCUGCUAUACGAAGCUAAGUGUGUAAAAAUCAGUAUUAAGGACAAGCAAGUCAAAUACUUCAUUCAUUAUAGUGGAUGGAAUAAAAACUGGGACGAAUGGGUUCCUGAAAGCCGUGUACUCAAAUAUGUGGACAGCAAUCUGCAGAAACAGAAAGAGCUUCAAAAGGCAAAUCAAGACCAUUAUGUUGAGGGAAGGAUGAGGGGAGUUGCACCGAAUAAGAAGAUAGCUGCUGUGCAGCAAAAAAAUGUUGAUGUG
Clarias gariepinus (North African catfish) is the source of this 4975-nucleotide messenger RNA. It is a transcript of the gene pias1b, whose product is annotated as protein inhibitor of activated STAT, 1b. Gene Ontology annotation, biological process: regulation of transcription by RNA polymerase II; protein sumoylation. The record is from RefSeq and is a predicted model, not a curated record. NCBI's taxonomy places the organism in Eukaryota, Metazoa, Chordata, Actinopteri, Siluriformes, Clariidae. The transcript has 19 exons. The coding region runs from base 18 to 1964 and encodes 648 amino acids. Gene Ontology annotation, molecular function: zinc ion binding; SUMO ligase activity; transcription coregulator activity.